This is a messenger RNA of Penicillium brasilianum, 813 nucleotides long. The record is from the annotation of a GenBank genome assembly. NCBI's taxonomy places the organism in Eukaryota, Fungi, Ascomycota, Eurotiomycetes, Eurotiales, Aspergillaceae.
AUGUCUUCCAACGCACGCAAAGAUAUAGGCUUGCGAGUCGAAGUUAUCGAACAGCCCGACGAUGUCUACCGUGCCUUUGAUCCCGUAUCAAAGGCAUUUGGCCACCAGGCACAAGAUGGAUUGUGGAUUGCCAUGAACCCCGGCUGGGACACAAUGGAGGGUAAACAAGCCGGUGCUAAUCGCAUGGUAUCUCGAUGGCGUGCAACGACAAAAGACGACCGAGGCAAUCCAAAUCUCAUAUUUCUCAAGGCCACGUUACCAAGUCCCGAUCAAGCAGACCGUGUCAUUGCGGGCUUCGCCAUCUGGGUACAGGCCUCGGCCGUACCUGGUCGUGGGGAUCCACCCGUGGAGAACCUGAAGGAAUCCAUGAACGUGGAGGCGCUUUUUCCCGAGAAUGAGCCGGAGCAGCGGUAUGUCUGUCAAGCCAUCGGGUCUUUGCAUGGGCGCCGAAAUCAGGUGAUCAAGGAAAAGGCUAUCGAGUCAACCCCGGCAGUGAUGAUCUUGGAUUUGUGUGCCGUAGACCCGGCUUACCAGCGGAAAGGCAUCGCUGCGGCACUGGUGCAAUGGGGUCUUGACGAAGCCAAGCGACGUGGCAUACCGGAGUGCAUCACCGAGGCAUCUGCGAUGGGACGUCACGUCUAUGCGAAAUUGGGCUUUAAGCCGGAAGGUUCUGAGAUCGAAUAUAAGGUCGAUGCGGAGUUUGCGGAUCGCGAAAGGCCUUCUAAUCUAUUUAUGCGCACAGGGGGGACUGCAUCAAACAUACUAGAUGUUGGGAGGGUUGUGAUGACUGGGACUAGCCAGGUUCGACCAUGA